CUGGGAGUCAGAGGUGGCCCGCUGUAGAUGAGCAGCUGAUCUUUCAUUCUCUUUUUGUUAGUAAUCGCAUUCAUCUAUCCCUUUGAACAAAGAUUUUAUUGACCAUUUUCCACCGAAGAAGCCUGGGACCUUCAGCUGCCACGAUCAAGUGUCUGUGUGUGUCCAGGAUUCUGCUGAGAUCUUCCGGACUCUGUCACCAUGGGGAUUAAAGCUGCUCUUCCCAAAUACGAGAUCUACUUCUACAACACGGUGCUCUGUCUGGCAGUGUUCUGGGCCAGCAGCUGGAUCUUCCAGGUGUCCAGUUCCAGUGUCAACAGAAGGAUCUUCAAAACCAGCGUGACGCCAGGAUGGUACUAUUUCGGAAGGAGAAUGGACACGGCAGAUUUCGAGUGGAUGAUGUGGUUUUCCACCUUCCGCGAUCACAUCCUGUUUGCUCUCUCUGGUCAUGUGCUGUUUGCAAAAAUCUGCUCCAUGCUGGCUCCACAGUACAGGUCUCUGGUCCACAUGGUGUACGGGUUCCUGGCAGUGUGGACCAGCAUGGGCUGGACCUACGUCACGCUCAUCCUGUCCCACUGCAUCCUGCUGUACAGCAUCUCGCUGGUGAAAAUCCGCUGGCUCUGCUUCGCCACUGGCCUGUGCACGCUGGCCACCUUCAAGUGUGAGCCCUUCGUCUCCUGGCAGGGAGGUUUUGUUCGAGGUGACUUUGAGCUGCGUCAUGUGCUCUUCUACGGAGGUUGUGGCUUCACCAUCAUGCGGUGUAUUAGCUUUGCUCUGGAGAACUGUGAGAAGAAAGAGGGCAACUACAACAUCCUGGAGCUGCUCAAGUACAACUUCUACCUGCCGUUCUUCUACUUCGGGCCCAUCAUGACCUUCGACAAGUUUUACCUGCAAGCCAACAGGACUGACUUGAACCGGAAAGAGGGGGAGCUGUGGAACAUCAACCUGCAGGCCCUGGCGUGUGUGGGGGUCAUCCUUGUGGUGGACGUGCUCUUCCACUUCAUGUACAUCCUGACCAUCCCCAACGACCUGAAGCUGCUGAAGCACGUGUCGGACUGGGCUGUGGUGGGUCUGGCCUACUUCAAUCUGCUCUACGACUGGGUCAAAGCUGCUGUCAUGUUUGGCGUCAUCAACACCGUGUCCAAGUUGGACUACCUGGAUCCACCCAAGCCCCCGAAAUGCAUCACCAUGCUCUACGUGUUUGCUGAGACCCACUUCGACAGAGGGAUCAACGACUGGUUGUGCAAGUAUGUUUACGACCACCUGGGUGGGAAGCACAACAACGUGGUAGAAGAGUUGGUGGCCACACUCUGCACCUUUGGGGUCACUAUCCUGUGGCUGGGACCUUGUCAGGUGGUGCUGAUCUGGGCCUUCUUCAACUGUUUCGGCCUCAACUUUGAGUUGUGGGUGGCUCAGUUUUUCUCCAUGGAGCCUUUUGUUUCCAUCGAGGCUGCCAUGUCAGAAGCAGCCUGUCGUCGGGUCAGAGCUGUUUUCAACACCUUCAACUUCUGGACCAUUGUGCUCUACAACAUUCUGGCCCUCAACAGUCUGGACUUUGCCAAGCUGGUGGUGAAACGACUGCUCCUGAAAGGUUUCCCUAUAACCACCAUCCUCGUGAUGUUUGUCACCUAUUGCCUCAUUCAAGUCAUCAAAGAGAGAGAAAGAAGACAAGCCCUCAUCGAUGACCCCGAUCCCAUCCCUCCCGCCCCCCCACAGACAAUGACGGCAACCGUGACCACCAGCAGCCCAGCCUCCGAUCAGCCAGCUGUAGAUCCCAGCAAGGAGAAAGCAGAGUAGACUGUGAUCUUAAGAGCCACUCAGUAUCAUGCCAUCAUGUGACUUUGGAAGGUUUGUUCAUCAUCAGGUGCAA
Molecule: messenger RNA, 1867 nt
Organism: Synchiropus splendidus (mandarinfish)
Lineage: Eukaryota; Metazoa; Chordata; Actinopteri; Syngnathiformes; Callionymidae
Gene: hhatlb
Product: hedgehog acyltransferase like, b
Exons: 12
Coding region: 199-1794 (531 amino acids)
Biological process (GO): negative regulation of N-terminal protein palmitoylation
Cellular component (GO): endoplasmic reticulum
Molecular function (GO): acyltransferase activity
Source: RefSeq, a predicted model, not a curated record